Scutellospora calospora is the source of this 488-nucleotide messenger RNA. The record is from the annotation of a GenBank genome assembly. Lineage: Eukaryota; Fungi; Glomeromycota; Glomeromycetes; Diversisporales; Gigasporaceae.
AUAAAGUUGAACUUCGACUGCCUGUUGAUGUGUUUUGUUAUAAUCCUAAAUAUAAAAAACGAAGUGAUUUGUUUCUUCAGGGUUUCGCUGAGGUUCAAGCACGAGACGCUAGCGAUCCCACAUCUUUUUAUGCAAUUGGUGGUAUUCAUGGUCUUCCUUUUGUUCCCUAUGACCUUUUGCCUGAUGAAAAAAUACCAUUAACUGAUUGGCAAAAAGGAGAAACUAAUCGCUGGGGUGGUUAUUGUCAUCAUGGCGAUAUUCUUUUUCCUACUUGGCAUCGACCAUAUGUUAUGUUGCUCGAAAUGCUUAUUUAUGAAGCUGCUAAGAAAAUAAUUUACACGGAUCAAGAACAAAGUUACCCAGCUGGAAAAGAAACCGACGAAUACAAACAAGAACUUGAGAAAAUUCGAUUUCCAUACUGGGAUUGGGCCAGUCCAUCCACUCUUACAAAUGGUGUUCCCUCAAUCAUAUUUGAUGAAUAUGUUUAU